AUGGAGGUUGGGGGAGGGGCGGGCGUUGCGCCUCGCGAGCCACGGCUUCCGGCGAUCAACUUGCACUGGGCAAAAGGCGGCGGCGAUGCGCUCGGCGCAGCAUCAGAUCUUGUGGGCAUCGCUGGCAAAUCACAAGCUAUAGAUGUAAACGUUCAGGAUAGGGCAUACGAAGGGGGGGAAGGGGACGAUCAGCAGAUGUCGAGGCAGCGGUGGCAACUUUUGCAGCGAACUGUUUACGAUUCCGCACCAUGGAAACAGGUGAUGCUCACAACAACGGCUGCUUCGGAGCGCGCCCGACGCGAGGUUGAUCGAGAAAUGUGCGCCAUACAUGAUUCCAAGUACAUGGGCAGUUGCAUCAUCUUCGUAGCGGGCUCGCAACCAUCACAGCUGCAUUGCCGCGCACUUGUAAAAGUUUUUCCGGGGAGAAAACAGGGAGACACCGAGUCUUUGGCAUCUGCAAUCUACCAGUCGUACAUGACUGUGCAUUUCGUCUCUUGCAUGUACUGGGCGGCCGAUGGAGUGAAGCUUGAGACGGUGUUGUCAUUCACGACAACGAGGGCAGAUGACCCCCAGGGAGCCAAUGCAUACCCCCCCAAAAAGGACCAGAGCCACGAGUUAUUUGCGACAAAAAUCGUCAUGGUAGGAUCAAGGUACAAGAAACGACGCGUCGGGCAGAAUCCGGCCUUAGUUUCGCUUCGUCUCUAA
Messenger RNA from Beauveria bassiana ARSEF 2860, 705 nucleotides. RefSeq lists its product as uncharacterized. NCBI's taxonomy places the organism in Eukaryota, Fungi, Ascomycota, Sordariomycetes, Hypocreales, Cordycipitaceae. The coding region runs from base 1 to 705 and encodes 234 amino acids. The transcript is spliced from 4 exons. The record is from RefSeq and is a predicted model, not a curated record.